Amblyraja radiata (thorny skate) is the source of this 1384-nucleotide messenger RNA. RefSeq names its product cyclin dependent kinase inhibitor 1Bb (gene cdkn1bb). Gene Ontology annotation, biological process: negative regulation of cell population proliferation; negative regulation of cyclin-dependent protein serine/threonine kinase activity; negative regulation of mitotic cell cycle. Gene Ontology annotation, molecular function: cyclin-dependent protein serine/threonine kinase inhibitor activity; protein-folding chaperone binding. The coding region runs from base 40 to 609 and encodes 189 amino acids. The transcript has 3 exons. Gene Ontology annotation, cellular component: cytoplasm; nucleus. Lineage: Eukaryota; Metazoa; Chordata; Chondrichthyes; Rajiformes; Rajidae. The record is from RefSeq and is a predicted model, not a curated record.
GAGGGGGGGGGGGGGGGGGUUGUUACGAAGGGAAAAAAAAUGUCAAACGUACGCAUUUCUAAUGGUAGUCCUUCGCUGGAACUAAUGGCAGCGCAGAUAACAGGGAACGCGAAACCCACUGCUUGUCGCAGCCUCUUCGGUCCCGUAGACCACGACGUGUUGAACCGAGACUUGCAGCUGAAAAAACAAGAGAUUCACGAGCAGGACAGAGGGAGAUGGAACUACGACUUCGAGAAGGACAAGCCGUUGGAUGGAAAUUACAAAUGGGAAGCAGUGGAUCGUGAAGAUGUGCCUAAUUUUUACUGGCGCCCCUCCAGAGAGCAAGUGUCACCGGCCGAGCAGUGCGGGAUUGAUGUGAACGGGAACCAUGCGAUAGUUUACACAGGGACCCGGCUUCAGGGCGACACGGACUUAGCGAACCUACAGCGGGAGGAACCGGUCACAGAGCGGUGCAGCAGUCCCCGUAAGCGGUCUGCCUCAGGCGAUGACAUCCCAGACGCAAAGAGGUUCAAUGCGAAGACCGAAACAGACUGGUCAACAAAUUCUCCCACUGCGGGCACAUUAGAGAAGACACCGAAAAAAACGAUUUCUCGUGGACAUCAAACAUAGAAAUCACAAGACACGAUGAUCCUCUUUUCCUUGUUCAUCUAUGGCAGUGCUUACUGGAGGAGGGACCCGUUCCUCACACACACACACACAUAUCGUUGCCUCUCCCAUGGUGGAGAGAGUCCAAGCACUGAACUCAAGUGAACACUAAAACCGCCCAUUUUAGAAUGGAUAUAUCGCAGUGCAAUUAGGUUCUUCCUUUUCACUUGGCUGAUUUUACUACCUGUGUAUAUAGUUUUUUUUUGUAGCACAUAAACCAGUUUGGUGGGGAAAAGAGAGAGGGGGGGGGGGGGGGGGGGAAUGGAAACAUGUUAAAAGUUCAGAGUUUAGAAAAAAAUAUAUGAUUUGAAUAGCAGCAAUGUAGGUUUUUUUCCCUAUGGACUUGCAAAACUACCGAGCUGUGUAUUGUAUGUUAAAAAAAAAUAAAAAAAUUCUAAUGUACCUGUGUACAUAACUUUGUAAAGACACUGAGAAAUUAUACUAACUUAUUUAUGUUAAAAAGAAUUGAUGUUUUUGUUUUGGAUUCUAGAAGAUAAUUUUCCGUUAAACCACGGUGGCAUAUUUUCAUGUGGAUUUGUAAAUGCUUUAAUGUAGAUUUUUCUCCUCUAUUGUGCCUGUCAUGAUGUAAGGCCAUGCUGGAAAGAAAAAGCGUCCUGAGCCAGGCUUGUUUUCUGCCUUAGCAUUGGUUAUAUUUCUCUUUUUGUUUGUUUUGUAACGUGUGGAAAGAUGCUGCCUUUUGGUUUGCAUCGUGAAAUCAAAUAAAGAAAAAUGUACAAUA